Molecule: messenger RNA, 1961 nt
Organism: Jatropha curcas
Lineage: Eukaryota; Viridiplantae; Streptophyta; Magnoliopsida; Malpighiales; Euphorbiaceae
Gene: DPB
Product: Transcription factor DP
Biological process (GO): regulation of cell cycle; regulation of transcription by RNA polymerase II
Cellular component (GO): transcription regulator complex; nucleus
Molecular function (GO): RNA polymerase II transcription regulatory region sequence-specific DNA binding; DNA-binding transcription factor activity, RNA polymerase II-specific
Source: RefSeq, a predicted model, not a curated record
CAUAUGCAACAAGAAAAUCCCCACCACCACACACCACAAUUAAUUUUCCCACCCAAAGUAACAAGAAAAUGCAGGAAGAAACUGUACAGUACGAAACUUUUUAUUAAACCCUCAAAACAAAUUUCCCUCUUUUCCAUGAGCUCAAACACCAAUUAAACAAUAAACCAUACCACCACCAACAUCUCUCUUUUCUCAGAUCACCACGUUUUAAAUUCAAAACCGCCACUGCACCGCCACCACCUCCCCCUCCUACUCCUAUCUACCCGCCCAGAACCCAUCACCUCGCUUUGUACUCUGGUUAAUCUUUCCUCUCAAAAGAGAGAGAGAAAAAAAAAAAACCCAAUAAUUCGGUAUUUGUUUUUCCUAUCUAAUGGUGACUGGUGGGUCCCACCAGGAUGAUGUGGACAAGAAUCCGGCUACUAUCGCCGCCGUCUCUAGAGGAGGAACCAGGUCUUGGGGAAACACCACGGUCUCGGGUCAAUCAGUAUCGACCAGUGGCAGCGUUGGCUCCCCUUCUAGUCGGAGCGAGCAAGCCAUGGCUACGCCGGCAAGUGAUAGCACUUUUCUUAGGUUGAACCAUCUUGACAUUCACGCCGACGAUGCGGCCACCCAAGAUGCCGCUGCUAACAAGAAGAAAAAGAGAGGUCAACGGGCAGCUGGAGCUGAUAAGAGUGGUAGAGGACUCCGGCAAUUUAGUAUGAAAGUGUGUGAAAAAGUGGAAAGUAAAGGAACAACCACUUACAAUGAGGUGGCAGAUGAACUUGUUGCAGAGUUUGCUGACCCGAGCAACAGUGUUUCAUCUCCAGACCAGCAGCAGCAAUAUGACGAGAAAAAUAUACGACGAAGAGUAUAUGAUGCCCUUAAUGUACUCAUGGCGUUGGAUAUCAUAUCCAAGGAUAAAAAGGAAAUACAAUGGAAAGGUCUUCCUCGAACUAGCCUGAGUGAUAUUGAAGAAUUAAAGGCUGAACGUCUUGCAUUAAGAAAUAGAAUAGAGAAGAAAUCUGCCUAUUUGCAAGAACUGGAGGAACAAUAUGUAGGUCUUCAGAACCUGAUUAAUCGAAAUGAGCAACUAUACAGCUCAGGAAAUGCUCCUAGUGGGGGUGUGUCCUUGCCUUUUAUUUUGGUGCAGACACGCCCUCAUGCAACAGUUGAAGUGGAAAUAUCAGAAGAUAUGCAGCUGGUGCAUUUCGACUUUAAUAGCACCCCUUUUGAGCUGCAUGAUGAUAAUUAUGUCCUUAAGGCAAUGAAAUUUUGUGAGAGACCACAGAGUGAUGAUAUGGCACCCAAUAUAGCUACUGAUGGAGGUGAAGGUUCUAGCAUGUCCAACAUGUAUCAACAACAAAUUCAUCCUUCUCCGGGAACAAGCACACCAGUUAGGCCACCCACCUCACCACCUAUUCCUGGAAUUAUAAAAGCACGCGUUAAGCAUGAGCACUGAUAAACAUGUUUCCAUGGGCUGUGAUCUCUGCAUGUGUCUGUAAAUUGUGUAAAGUAGCUUGCUGGAGGUGGGAGUGCCCCUCUUUACCUUCACCUCCUCCUGAUUUUACUCUCACUGGGAGGAAUCAAGGUAACAAGCAGAUGCAUCUCCUUUUCUUGGAGAUUUACAUGGAAUAUUUAAUUUUAUCAGGUCCUCAGUUUUAGAUCCAUGGUUAGCUAUUGUAAUUGUUUAAUCAAUUUUUUAUUUUGUCCUACCGUGGUAAAAAUGAAGCUAAUCUGUCAGUUUAUAUUAGGCUACAGGAGAUUGUCUUAGCCGCACACAGAAUCAUAGAAUUAAGUCAACAAUUUGAUAUUCCUUGUAUUGCACAUUACAUUUAUGCCAUCACUGUUUACUAUAGCCAAAAUUGUCUAUUUGCGUCCUGUUAUUUGCAUCUCAUGGCAGGGAUCUUUGUGAGAAGAUGAAAAUAAACUAAAAUACGAAAGAUAAUGUAUUUAUUUUGACAUAAUGAUUUUGGAUAUUCCCA